UUAAAGCUGCAGCGUCGACCCGCAUGGACGUCUUCCCUCCUCUGACCUUCUGCUGCAGAUCUUCUGGUUCUGGACCAGAACCUCCAUCAUGGCCUCCAUCAGGGAACGAGCCGCAGCGUUGCAGCUCGCGGAGAAGCUGCGCGUGAGGCCUCCAGUUCCUGCAGCAACCAUCACCAGGCCUUCAUCAUCAUCUUCCUCCUCUUCUUCAUCCAUGUGGAACCUCCUGAUCUCCAACCUCAGAUCUUCGGUAACGGUGAAACGAAGACGAGUCCAUCUGAAAUCUCACAGCGACUGUUUUGUAGGAUCUGAAGCCGUAGACGUCCUGAUGGAUCACAUCGGUCACAUGAAGGGAGUCCAAGGGCCGGACGUCCGUCGGGAUAAAGUGGUUUUGGUCUGUCAAUGUUUGCUCAACUGCAGCGUCUUCGAGUCGGUCGGAAGCAAAAUGUUUGGAAAAGACAAGAAGCAGGACGAGUUCCAGGACAGUAAGAAUCAUUUAUACAGUUCAGCCAAAAAUCUUUUACAGAACUUAAUUUUGGGUCCCAAAUAUCAAAUACGUGAACAAAAUCUGGGCCCACUAUCUAAAACCUUCCCCUCGUCCCCCCAGACGGUGUUGAUGGACCAGGUCCGCUUCCAGGAGAUGCAGCAGGAGGCCGAUCAGCUGGUUCUUCUGUCCUCUGUGCUGCUCAUCGUCUACACCACGGCAGGAGAAGCCAUCUCAGGCCUGCCGGGUCUGAUGGAGACCCUGAAAAACACCGUCAGCGUCAUGCUAGCAGACAUGCACUCACCGUCUUUUAGUUUACAGGAUGCUUUAGCGACCGUCGGGGAGAAACUGUGUGUUGAACUGAGUCAGUGUCUUAGUCAGCAUGGAUUCUCUCCGUUCUCAGCUGACAGAAGCAGCAUUUUGAAGGGACAAAUCUCAGCCACCGUCCAACCCGACAACAAAGUCCGCAAGCUGAUGGAGUCUCGGGUUCAGAGCUACCUUUUAGCUUCUCUGGAGUCGAGUCAACAUCAGACUCCUCCUCCUCUUCCUGGAGGUUUGGUUCCGGUCAGCCGGGAGUUGAAGGAACUCGCCGUUCGCUUCAGUCGCCUCGUCAACUUCAACAAGCUGGUGUUCUCUCCGUUCUACCAGAAGAUCCUGCAGGAGAUCCUGACGUCUGGGGAGGUUCCCAGCAAAGAGACUUAAACACUGAAGGUUGAAAACAUUUGACCUAGAAUCAGAAAACAUCAGAAAACAUGUCUUCGCGUUCACUCAGUGUUGUUGAUUUGAUUAAACGUCAGACCUCAUAGUCGUGACCUUUGGAUGUCCAUCAGACAUAACGUUCAGCAUUACUAGCAGGUCUGGUCAUCAUUGGAAAUAGUUCGAUAUCUGAGCCGACACCUGUGAUUUAGUGUAGUUACCCUGCAGACUAUACACAGAAACUACAUAAAACCUUAGAGUAGGAGUCAAAUUUUAAAACAUUUAAGUCAAAAUAAGGUGAGAAAGACGACAGACUAGAGCCUGUAUUUAUCAAGUGUCUCCAAUAUUUAAUUAAUGCUCCAAACUCAGUAAAAAUCUCCUGUAUUUUAGUUACAUUUCCCAAGAAAUCGCAACAAGUCUACUUCCCUUGAUAUUUAAAGGUCCCAUAUUUUGCCCAUUUUUCUUCAAUUUAUCAAAAUCUGUCUUUUUUUUUUAAACUCAAAAUACUACAGAGGUGGUUGAUUUCACCACAGUUUCUGGUUUUAUUCCUGUUCUAAAUGGGCUGUUUCAGUGUCUGUAGCUUUAAAUGAGCUGCUUCUGGCCCCCCCCCCUUCAGGAAGAAGACUCUCUCUGCGUCUGUGAUUGACAACGUGGGGAAAAAUGACCACAUGGAACCUUUAAUUACAAACAAUUUUACAUCCAUCCAGGUGUCAUGCCAUGAAAGUGGUCCAAAAUGACAAACAAACUGAGAAAAUUGUCCAGGAAUUCCCUGAAUUGCUGAAGUGACUCAAAAAAAUGUUCAAAAUGACAGAGAAGUUGUCCAAAAUUACUCGAAUUUGUCUAAAAUAUCCUGAAAUUUGUCCAAACACCUGGAGUGGAACAGAGCACAUCCAUUAAAAGUUAGUCAAAAUGACAUGACAUUUUUUUUCAAAAAUUUAAUUGAAAUUGUCUUAAAUUUUUAAAAAGUGUCCAAAAAAAAAAAAAAAAAAAAUUGUCCACAAUGAUGCACAAAUUACCCAAAAAUACUCAAAAAUUGUAAAAAUGGCUCAAAAACGUCCUAAACGACUCCAGAAAAACCCAUGAAAGGUCCCAUAUUUUGCCUUUUUUCAGUAAAUUUAUCAAAAUCUGUUAGUUUUUUAGCUCAAAAUACGACAAAAUUUUUUGAUUUUGCCACAGUUUCUGGUUUUAUUCCUGUUCUAAAUGGGAUGUUUCAGUGUCUGUAGCUUUAAAUGAGCUACUUCUGGCCCCACCCCCUUCAGGAAGAAGACUCUCUCUGCAUCUGUGAUUGACAACGUGGGGAAAAAUGACCACAUGGGACCUUUAAUUACAAACAAAAAAUGGAACUUCACAUAACUUCAGUAUUUAAGUUAUUAAUGAUCCUCUGAACAGGUUUCUCCACAAAGAAAGUGUUUGUUUUUUUUAAAGUUUAUGUGUUUACACAAUGAAAAAAAAUGCAAAUUUAGCACCACAGCAUGACUUUUUAGACAUCUCCUUUUUGACAAAUAAUAAAAAUAUGUUGUUAAAAGUGAGAGAAAAAGCCAGAAAGCCAGAAAACAACAGAAAAACACAGAAAUGUAGCUCCAAUAACCUCUAAAUACACAGAUAAACAAACCGUGACUACAUGAUGCCAUGAAGUUCAAGAUAGAAUAAGAAACAUCUUUAACUGUAGCCUAAAAACUGACAAAGAAGAUGGUGAUUUCAGUGUCGUAUGCAAUAAAUGUCAUCAUCUAGAAGCUCUAAAUGUAACAAAAUGUGUGUAUGCAUCAAUCCUGGAGCCUGUUUAGAUACAGAAAGAGUUAAUAAAGCUAUUAAAAUGCUUUUAGUUCAUAGACAGAACGUACUUCUACCAUGAGACAUUUGAUAAAUACAGAUCUUAACCAUAUAUUCAGUAUAGAACAGUUUUAAACUUGAUGCUGCUUUUUAAUUCUAAGCAACAGUUUGCUCUCAAGCUGAAGAGAAUAAACAGACGGCUGCAUGUUGUGAUUUACUCUGGAACUGUAGAAGAAACCAGAAUCAGAAAGCCUUCAAUAAUCCCUGCAGGGACAGAACACUUUAUAACAGCUGCUCAAAUAUGUGGAAGCUGCUAAAAGAUACAUGAACAGAAGAAAGCAGCGAGGUCAGAUUUAGUUCAGGGUUUACUUAUUUAUGAUUUGGAACCCAAAACUGAGUUCUGUGAAAUAUUUGGGAUGCAUUUUGAGAGUUUUAGAGGUUUCAGACCAGGGUUCAACGUCUCCAGAAAUAAAACUCCAGCAAUCAUGAAAUGUGGUGAGAACUCAGAGGAUAUAUUUUAAUUAUUGGUCUUUGAAAAUCGAGAAAGUUUUUAAAUAAUGGUGGUAUAGUGUCUCCAUAAAGUUCCUGUAAGUGUAUACAUAUGGAUGGAUCCAUGUUUCUACUAAAAUCCAGUCUUUGGUUGACAUUUCUCCAACUUCUGAGGCUUUAACAUCAGUAGAAUCUGAUGUGUUAAAGUUUGACCAGACAAGGUUCCAGGUUUUUUUUUUUUUGCUAUUUUCACCAAAAACCUGUCAAAAUGAUUCAAAAUCAAUCUAAAAUAACUUGAAACUUGUCCAAAAUGACUAAAUAUUUGUAUUAUAUUUGGAUAUAUUUUGUAUAAUAUUUGAACACCAACAUCUAGACCUCUAUGAACACCAUCAUCUAGACCUCUAUGAACAUCUAGACCUCUAUGAACAUCUAGACCUCUAUGAACACCAACAUCUAGACCUCUAUGAACACCAGGUUCUGUUUCCUACCAAUGAGUCCACAUCAACAUUUAGUCUAAACGUCUAAAAACUGGAACCUUGUCUGGUCAAACUUUCCACAUAUCAGAUUCUACUGAUGUUAGAUCCUCAAAAGUUGGUGAAACGUCGACCAAAGACUGUAUUUUAGUAGAAACAUGGAUCCAUCCAUAGAUAUACACUUAAAGGAACUUUAUGGAUACAAUACAAACCUGGAUUGAAUAUUUUACACUUUUCUCCUUUUUAAGCACCAAUACUUUUUUCAGUCCUCUCUUGGAGCCAUUCAUUCUCUUAGAUCUAGCAGAGACUAUUCAGUCUGAGUCCUCAAUAAGUUUCAUGGAUGUUGGAGUUUAGUUUCUGGAGAUACUGAACCCUUAAAAUGGCUUCUCAGGUGAGAUGUAUUGGUGAGAGUGGAAAUGGAAUUCCUACGUCUGAAAAACAUGUAAAAUCCUCAACAUCCAGGCUACAUAUUUGACAGAUCACAGUUCUUGGUGAGACAGUGGAGCAACAUGUUUCCUGAAUUCUGUCUGAUCUGUGUUGGAGGGAAGUAAAAAUAACAAAAUAUUACAGAUAAAAGGAAAAUGAUCCAAAUAAAAGGUACUGAAGGGAAACCAGUCUGGUGUUAUGGACCAACUUGAACUGUAGCUGCUUUGAUUAGUUCAUUUUUAAACUCUGUUCACUUAUUUAUAACUUCUGUAUUUCAUUUUGUUCUGCUUUUGGGUCCAAUAUUCUUCAUGUGUGUUUUGUUUUUUGACUGAACUUACAACAGAGCUGGCCGUGACUUUAUUUCAUUCCCGCAGGCAGAAUGUCGUCGCCUGUUUCCUGAACUAACCACAUCCAGUGUUCACAUCCACCGUACUGAUAUCUGUCUUUAAAUGUUCAUCCAGCACACCAAUAAAACAUCGUUUGUCCCACACA
This is a messenger RNA of Amphiprion ocellaris (clown anemonefish), 4827 nucleotides long. RefSeq names its product T-complex protein 11-like protein 1. Gene Ontology annotation, biological process: intracellular signal transduction. The transcript has 6 exons. Lineage: Eukaryota; Metazoa; Chordata; Actinopteri; Pomacentridae. Bases 89 to 1183 code for a protein of 364 amino acids. The record is from RefSeq and is a predicted model, not a curated record.